This is a messenger RNA of Lottia gigantea (owl limpet), 1206 nucleotides long. RefSeq lists its product as hypothetical. NCBI's taxonomy places the organism in Eukaryota, Metazoa, Mollusca, Gastropoda, Lottiidae. The transcript has a single exon. Bases 1 to 1206 code for a protein of 401 amino acids. The record is from RefSeq and is a predicted model, not a curated record. Gene Ontology annotation, molecular function: zinc ion binding; metalloendopeptidase activity.
AUGGAUUACAGAAGUAUUUGGAAUGUUAUCAUUUGGUGUCACCUGCUGAACCAUUAUGGAAGUCACGAAUAUAAGUGUUUCAAAAAAGAACUACUGGAAAAUAUGAUUGUUAAUACACGACUUUCUGGUACACCGUUUUCAACGUUUGAUUCUGAAAUUCUGAAAUGUACACAAUAUUGUAAAUUGUACUCAUUGUGUAAAGCUGUCAACUUUGACCGACUAACUAACCAAUGUCAACUUAUGAAUCAAAAACCAACUCCAUCGAACACUGAAUACGAUUCUCAAAAUAUUUUGAUAGAUAUGGAAAAUUGGAGUGAAUUGCUGUUGGGUGCGUGUAAACAUCAUAGUUGUCCGAAUAACAGCAUAUGUCGUGAAUUACCAGAUUCUUUUAUGUGUGAAGUUAUUGGUUGCACGGCUGUUCCUCAAAAUGAUUUUGUCAAUGUGUCAUCUUUUGAAGCGAAAGCUUUGUGGGGAUUCAAUGAAAUGGUGCAGUAUGCCUGUCAGAGCGGAUAUCUUCCGUCAAAAAACCCGAUUUGUACCGAGAAGGGGGAAUGGAGUGAUUUUUUCUGUAAACGGAUAUCUUUAUGUUAUCAAGUUUAUUCAUGUAACCAAACAGAUGAGGACUACUGGCUAUUUUACACCACGUCCCAAACCUUGAUAAAAAUCUACUGUAAAAAGGGAUCCGGUAGCUUCAUCAGUCUCAAUUAUCGCAAUAUGGCAACGUUUCCUGGAUAUACCAGAGCAGAAGGAAGCUGCGAAAAAACGACGCUUGAUACCUCAGCGGAGAGUGGGGUAAGAAUCACUGAAUAUCAAAAAAUAAGACUGGAUCUCGGCACGUUUAAAGUCUUCACCGACACCAGACGGUUUUCAAACAGUACAUUAACCAGCUUGAACUACGGGGUUGCCAGAGAUUGUUACGCCAGAGGUGAAGAUACAUGUGGAGCACUUGGAAAAUUUGUCGUGGAUACCAGAGGGACGGGGUUCCGCUUCACAGAUUCCCUGGCUUGGACGACUGUAGGACUUUCUCCAAUCAUUAUCAACAUCACCAAGACUAUGGAUGGUCACGUGAUAACCGGAUACUGUGGCGGCCAUUGUGGUGGGUGUGUUAUUAAUGAAACCGGAAGUGGUGCUGUUCUAGAAGUUGAUUUGAACGACAUGCGGCCAUUAGAAUCUGCAGUAAUACCAUUCUGUCAAUUUCUAAUUUAA